This is a messenger RNA of Rubroshorea leprosula, 1445 nucleotides long. The record is from the annotation of a GenBank genome assembly. Lineage: Eukaryota; Viridiplantae; Streptophyta; Magnoliopsida; Malvales; Dipterocarpaceae.
ACUUAAACACCCCCUCCCUUUUUUUCCUUCUCUUUCCCGUUUAAAUUCCCGAAAACCCAAUGGAUUCCAAAACCCAGCCCUAACGAUUUCUCUCCGGCAUGAUGCGAUCCUCUUCUUCGAACUCCGAUGCUCUGUCCAACAUGGAUUCCCCUCAUUCUCCGCUCCGUUUCCACUCCCCUCUCCGAUCCGACCUGGGUGACCCGCCGGAAGUCGAGACCGAUUCCCCUCCUUACGGUUCCCCCGCUGGCUCCCCUGGGAAGCCCCCCGACAACUCCAAGGCGAUUGUCCUCGUCGAUGGUUACACCCAGUGCACUCCGGUCCACACCCCGCAGGCGCCGAAUGCGGGGAAAUCGACGCCGUUGACUGUGAGCCGUGCAGUGAAGGAAGAGGGUCCGGCGGCGACGACGACGAAGCUUAGCGGUGGUGGCGGUGGAGCAAGAGUUGUGACGGCGAUACUGAAGAGGUCGAAAGCUGAGGAGAUGGUGAAGAUCUCUGCUUUAGGGUUCCGAUUAAGCGAGGUCGUUUUGUGCUUGAUUUCAUUCUCUGUCAUGGCUGCUGAUAAGACUCAGGGCUGGAGUGGUGACUCCUAUGAUCGAUAUAAAGAAUACAGGUAUUGCUUAUCCGUAAAUGUAAUUGCAUUUGUAUAUUCAAGCUUCCAGGCAUACGAUCUAGCAUACUAUCUCAUCACAGAGAAACAUACUAUCCAUAACCGAUUUCGUUUUCCUUUUGAUUUCUUCAUGGAUCAAAAGUUGUGGUUAAACAUGGCACUUGGGCUUUAACCUUGAUACUCUUGUGUGCAGUUUAUUAUUCAUUGCUGGUCUAGUGUUAGCUUAUUCAGAUGUCCCUUCCUUCUGAUUUUUGUCAAGUUAAUUUCGCCUCCCUUUAAAUCCAGUUUUGUUUCUUAUCUUCUAUAGGUAUGGUCAUUAAGCGUGAGUAAUAAAUCUCUGUAGAUGAGUAAUAAAUCUCUGUAGAUGAAUUUUACUCUCUAUGACCACGAGGAGGCCAUAACUAGAACAUAAAUGCACACACAUUACGAAAAGAUAUGUUCUAAAGAAAAGUGCUUGCUUUCCUGGUUUAACUUGCAGAUACUGGCCUAUUUAUUGAUAUCAGCAGCAUCAGCGGCAGCCACUCGAGUUACUGACUGGGAAUCCAACUGGGGCAAAGAUGAGUUCACAGAGAUGGCAAGUGCCUCAGUCGCAAUGGCGUUUCUGGCUUUCAUUGCCUUUGCAUUUAGCUCUCUCAUCUCUGGGCACAACCUCUGUAUCAACAGUUCCUCGUGAUCUCACAAAUGCAGUUCAGUGUCACUAAGUUGCGGGGACUGAAAUCAAAGCAGGUCAGUUGCAUAUCCAAUUUUUAAUAUUGUACAGCAACAAACUACAUGUAUAUUUUUUCAGCAAAAAUGUGAACAAUUUAGAAUGUCCAAUAAAUAUACGCCCUUUUAUUGU